Messenger RNA from Felis catus (domestic cat), 6916 nucleotides. It is a transcript of the gene RSPO2, whose product is annotated as R-spondin 2. Lineage: Eukaryota; Metazoa; Chordata; Mammalia; Carnivora; Felidae. The record is from RefSeq and is a predicted model, not a curated record. Bases 260 to 925 code for a protein of 221 amino acids. The transcript is spliced from 5 exons.
CCCCCUCCCUCCCCUUCUUAAAUUGGGACGCGCGAAGAGCCGGUUGUCUCCCCGGGGCGCUCUCCACUCUACGUCUCGUCGUCUCUCAGGUUCAAGGCUUGAGACAUGCUAACCGCGCAGAACUGACCAGUGCGGUCCCCGGGCUAGUGGCCACUCACCCUUUGCAUCUUCCCCAGCAGCGCGGUGGGCGCCGGCUACUUGGAUGAGCUCUCCAGUUCCCCGACUUUGAGAGGCGCCUGUCCCCCGCCCGACCGCCCAGAUGCAGUUUCGCCUCUUCUCCUUUGCCCUCAUCAUCCUGAAUUGUAUGGAUUACAGCCACUGCCAAGGCAAUCGAUGGAGACGCAGUAAGCGAGCUAGUUAUGUAUCAAAUCCCAUUUGCAAGGGUUGUUUGUCUUGUUCAAAGGACAAUGGGUGCAGCCGAUGUCAACAGAAGUUGUUCUUCUUUCUUCGAAGAGAAGGCAUGCGCCAGUAUGGAGAAUGCCUGCAUUCCUGUCCAUCUGGCUACUAUGGACACCGAGCCCCAGAUAUGAACAGAUGUGCAAGAUGCAGAAUAGAAAACUGUGAUUCUUGCUUUAGCAAAGACUUUUGUACCAAGUGCAAAGUAGGCUUUUAUUUGCAUAGAGGCCGUUGCUUUGAUGAAUGUCCAGAUGGUUUUGCACCAUUAGAUGAAACCAUGGAAUGUGUGGAAGGAUGCGAAGUUGGUCAUUGGAGUGAAUGGGGAGCUUGUAGCAGAAAUAAUCGCACAUGUGGAUUUAAAUGGGGUCUGGAAACCAGAACACGGCAAAUUGUUAAAAAGCCAGCAAAGGACACGAUACCAUGUCCAACCAUUGCUGAAUCCAGGAGAUGUAAGAUGGCCAUGAGGCAUUGUCCGGGAGGGAGACAAACACUAAACAGAUUUCUGAAAUCAAGAAUCACAGAGCAAUGAACAGUAUGGUGGACCAUGUCUUUACCAAUAUCCAUAUCUCAAGCAUGUGUUUUCAGAAGAUAGAAGGCAGCUGGGAGUGUUUAUUCCUUAAUGUAAGCUGAAGGUGUAAUCCAUGAAAGUUGACUGUCUGGAGGCCUGGGCAAUAUGCAAUUGAGAUUUGUUGACUUAUCAGUUGUAUUUGAGUACAAUUGUUCAGUAGGUUCUUUUAGUGAAUAAUGAAUACAUCUAGAACUUUGUGUAAGAGAAUCCAGAAAAUGUGCAUUUGUAUUGAGGGUCAGUUACUUUUUGAACUUGUCAAUAACCAUAACUGUGGUGUCUUUUCUAUAUAAUACAGUGUUCUUAAGUAAGAUCAGGAGAUGCAUAUUGAGAUGCAGAGUUAUUUCUGGUGAUUAUCUCAAGCCUUGCACUAAUAAUUUGGCCUUGUCCGUCCCCCCAAGGCUGACCUUCAGUUAUUUUAAUCUGUCAAAACGACUUGGUAUGAGAGAACUACGUAAAUUUUGAGUAAAUUCUUACUGAGUGUAACUGACUUCAUUAAAAUAUGCUGCAAGGUGACUUCUAAUUUCUCUUUUGAGAAAAUGUUUCCAUUUUCAUACCUAUAAGUUCAUUAAAUCAAUAUUCAAACAUCUAUUAAUACCUAUGUUCUAAAGAAACAGAUUGAAAGUGAUACAAACAGAUGAGUUUAUAGUCUACUUAAAGAAGAAGAAAAUGCACAUUACAAAAUAAUAAAAGCAGAGUUGAGUUGGUAAAUGGUAAGUGUCGUUUUAGGCUCUGGUGUUACAGAAAAUAUUUUUGGCUGUCGUGGCCAGGAGAUGCUCCUUGAAGAACAAAUUUAAAUGAUAAUUAAAAGGGGUAGGUGGGAAACACAUUUGAAAAGGGGAGGAGAUUAUUUUAGACUGAGAGACCAUUGUGGGGAAAGAUGUAGAUGCCAAAGUGUGCCUGUUGUGUCCAAGAGAGGGUGAGCAGAAGAACCUGGCUGCAGCUCCGAGAUUGUUAGUGGCAAUACAAAAGCUCACAGCAAAAAUAGAAGUUGCAUACUGUUUGCCAAGUGCCUCUAUGGAGAGGACAGGGUUUUUAAUUUUACCUAGUACACAGUGGAGAGCCAUGGGGUACUUGACUGUGGAGGUAUUUUAGCAGAAUGCUGGUUGAAGACAGAAGUGGUUGAGGUGGUGUCUGUGAAGUGUAACUAAGUACACUUCACAUCCCAAAUUUGGGGCAGAGCGUUAAGCAGAGUCUGACUUUGGGAGAAUUAACAGAGAAUACUUAUGGGUUCUGAUGUUUAUGCAUUUUUCUGUUAUGCUUGCUUUUCUAAAGAGUGAAGGAUUUUGCUUUGACUUGCGGUCCACUGUGACUCUUAUCUUUUUCUGCCAACUUUUUAAGCCAAGCCGUUCCCUAGUUUGUAUUAGUGCAGUUUAUUUUUUAAAAAUGUAGGCACAUUUUGCAUUCACCCUAACUGAACUAUAUUUACUUUCUAACUGCUAUUUCCAUUUGCCAUUUACCAAGACCCUUGGAUGUAUUAUUCUUUAUUUUCUGGCUUAUGAUGUUAACCUUCUAAUGGAUUUCCUUUACCAGUCAGCUUGAAGUACUUUGAAAAUUUAAAGUAUACACAUUAAAUACUAUUCAAAGAUGAAAAUGCUCCUACAAGACACAAUUUCAAAUGUAUAAUCCAAGGUGCUUUUAUCUAGAAUGUCAUUUGCUAACUGUGCAAAGUGUUGGGUUAAGGAUUCAGAGUUAAAUGCUAGGUUCAGGAGAAAACUGUACAGUUAUCAAUUUGUGGUGUUUGUGGCAUAGAAAGCAAUGUGUCCUGUAUUCUCCCUAAUUCUAAUCCUUUAAUCCAUCCUGCUCUUGGCUUUCUCCUGCCUUUCCCUCCAAUCUUCCAACACACACUUAGAUGUCUUUGACAAGUAGUUAUCUAGCUUCUAUUUUAUACCUGCAGUGAUGGUGGAAGUCUGUAUAUUGGGGGAAAACAGUAUGGAAAAAUGCGGGAAGAGUUUUAAAUUUGAUGUGUCCUGGUUUUCAUCACUUGUUGAAUGACAUUGGUUUAAAUUACUUAACUUCCCAAAGCUUUGUCUUAUAUGAAAUGGGGAUAUGUCACAGGAUCAUUGUAAGGAGUAAAUUGGUACAUAUGCAAAUGGAUUUUAUGAUUCUAUACUUUGUUGUAAUUCUAUUAAUUCUAUAUUUACCAUUCUUCCCAUGACUGGCUUACUCUUGUCUCUUUAUUUUCCUUUAAUUUCCCCCCAUCUCAUGGCUUUGGCUAUCAUUCAGAUGUGAAAUCCUCUCCCAUUUGAGCCCCAACCUCACUGUUCGGGCUCUUGAUGGGCAUCUUUCCCUAGAUAUCUUCCCAGCAUGUCAAUACAAGUGGAGCUAAAACAUACCUUGUUGUCUUUCCAAAACCUUAUUUCUCCUGGGAUGAUCAUCCUUUCUAAAGACAUCUCUAGGGGCACCUGGAUGGCUCAGUUGGUUGAGUGUCUGAUUUCAGCUUAGGUCAUGAUCUCACUGUUCCUGAGCUCGAGCCCUGCAUUGGGCUCUGUGCAGCCAGCUCGGAGCCUGGAGCCUACUUAGGACUCCAUGUCUCCUUCUCUGUCUGUCUGUCUCUCUCUGCACCUCCCUUGCUUUCUCUCUCUCAAAAAUAAUAAACAUUAAAAAAAAACCUCCAAAGGCACCUCUAGCCUCCCAGUUACCCAGGCUCUUGACCCUACAUUUGUAUCUCUUUUUACAUUCAAACAAAUUAGGGCUCAGACCUUUACUCAACCAGCUUGCAAGUAUGCAAACCUGAGAAAUUUACUCAAUCUCUCUCAGCUCCAGAAUCUAUAUUAUAGGGAUAAUAGAUAAUCCUGCUUCAUAGGAUAGUUAUGAGGUUUAAACAACAUCAUUUAAAAUAAUCAAGGAUCAAAAAACAUAGGUUGUUAUUAAUUUUGUUUUAAUAAUCCUGCACCCAGGUGUGUUUCUCCACCAUCCAUUCAUCUUUAUUUCUGUGGCCUCUACAUGAAGCCUUUAUUUAUGUAGAAGAUUGCAGUAGUUUUUCAUGGGCAGAGAGAGUAUAGGUUAAUUUACAUCCCAGCUGACAGACGUGGCUGCAUGUUCUAAGCUGAACUUGUUCCUCACGUACCUACUCUAAUCUAGGUGUAAAAUGGAAACCUUAAAUUCUAAAAAUGGCUGGGACAGCCAUUGAUUACCCUGAUGAGCAUAGGCCCUAGUACAGAGUAAGCCUCCAAUGUGGAAAAGGAGGAAGGUUGCAGGAUGACUUGGACAGGUUAAUGCUGGCUAAGGACGUGAUACUUGAGAAUACAGACCUGGAAUCCUGGGACAAUUUGAGUAAGUAAAAGCUGAGUCGAGGGUGAAGGGGGAAAGAGAGUGAGCAAAAGUCUGACAAAAUGCAAAGUAUAUAGGUUACCAUUUAUAUAAACAUGAAGAAUCUGUUGAAACAGUCCAUGUAUUAGGAAGCAAAAGGGAAAAAUUCGGGCAAAAGGUGUAGAAAUAAGGAGAAGGAAUGAGCUCAACAGAUACUUCAAAACCAGUAAGUUACCAAAUUAGAUCUCCUGGAUUGAACAGUGCCAGAAGAAUUUGAGACUGCUUGAAUAAUUCUCACAGGGAAGAGAAAGUCUCUGUCCAUUUGUGGUGAUUCAUUUAUAAACUGCAAGUUGGGUAAGUGAAUAUUCAAAAAGGAAUUAAAGCAUAGGCAUAACAUAUAAGUAGUUUAUAACAACCAGCCACUCAAGGCAUAAGAAAGUAAUGAGCCCAAGGUUAGGAACACAGGUACAGAUGUUCAACAAAUUCAGUGAUGUGUGUUGCCUCACUGUACCUAAAGACAUUUUUGUUUUGGAAAUUCAUUUUCUUAAACCUAUUUAUAACAAUAAUCUUGAGGAAACCUAUAGAAGGGAAGGAAGCUCUAGACCUGGAUUCAAGAGUGCUCAAAUUACAUUCUGUACAGGAUAGAAUGGGGCAGUUGACCCUUGAACAGUGCAGAGGUUGGAGGCACUGACCAUUCAUAUAGUCAAAACUCCAUGUUUAACUUCCAACUCUCCAAAAACUUAACUACCAGUAGCCUACUGUUGACUGGAAGGCCUUACUGAUAACAGUCAAUUUAUACAUAUUUUGUAUGUUAUAUGUAUUUUAUACUGUAUUUUUACAACCAAGUAAGCUGCAGAAAAAAUGUUCAGAAAAUCAUAAGGAUGAGAAAAUACAUGUACAGGGCUAUACUGUAUUUAUCUUUAGAAAUCCUCACAUAAGUGGACUGGUGCAAUUCAAACCCAUGUUGUUCAAGGGUCAACCAUAUAUGGUUUUUUCUUACAGCUUGCGAGGAGGCCUAGCAGGUUAGUGAUCUGGUCUCUCAACCCUGGUUGAAUGAUAGUAGCUACUUUUUUCUUUAUUUUGGAGGUUCAGCAUGGAUUUUCCUUUGUAAAAAGAGCAUGUCUUUCUAUAAAACAAAACUUUACAGAUGCACUCAUUUAUAUUCUUUCCUUUACGUGUUUGAAGCCAAGGUGCAGGGUCAUAGUAGAUGCUAAAGGCAAAGCUUGGUUCUUGCUUAGACAUCACACUUGGAACUCUUUCUUCCACACAGCCUUACCUUUCAACCCUCAGGAAUCUCUGAGCAUUCCUCAGAGGUAAUACCACUAGGUUUGUUCAUGUUAUUACAUAUAUAUCCUCCAUGGUGACUGGCCUUACAUUUUUGCAAUGUUUCCCCUUGGAAUAGUAGUAUAACACUUAGGAUGGACUGAAUUCAACAACGUAUCAACUAUUUGCAGGAGUACACUGCAAGAUGCAGUGAUGGUCCAAUAAAAACAAAAAAGCCACUCUAGAAUUUAUAAUUUUUCAUUUGAACAUACAAAUUAUAUACAGUUAAAAAUGGUAUAAGCUGGACAAGCACAUGAUCUGCUCCAAGCCCAAAUUUAUUUCAUCUUGAGCUGCCUCUUUACCAUUUUAUUCCAUAGUUAUUCUCUUGUUUCUAGGAGAAAUUUCGGGCAGCCCUCACAUCUUAACUGCUCAUUUUCAGCAAUACGAUUCUGUGGUCACGUUUAGUCACUGAUGUAGUCUUACCUUUAGUUAUUACAAUGUCUAGUCCAAGAUAAUAACCAUAAUUAGAAACUUGAAUUAGUAAUAAGUCUUUGAUUGUUAUCUUGGACUUCUAGAAAAUGUGUAACAGACUUUGGCUGAUACAAAGUUUAUUUUCCAAAAUACCUCUGUAUAGAAGAGUCUACUUUCUAAACUACCUCUUUCUUGAAAAUUCUAAAGUAAAUGACCCUCUAAUGAAAUGGUAAAACUAAAAUGCUAAAACUAAAUACUAAAACUAAAUGCUAAUCCUUGGAAGAUGUAUAUUAUAUAGACUUGCAUCCCUUUUGCACUCUCUUUCAUUUUAUAUCAAAACCUGGAGAAGGAAACCAUAUGCCUCUGUCUUACACGUAUGCAAAAAUUUCUUGUAGUAUUCUUGUAUUUUCAUGUUGAGAGUGGUAUUGCUAACUUGAGUAAUUUAAAGUAAUUUCUGCCUCAAAUGUCAAGUGUCUGUUGCAUUUCAGAUCUUCCUCCAUUUGGUAUAAUUGUCAACUUGAAGCACACAGACUGACCUAAUACAGUAAUCAAACAUGCUUUGAAUUAAGAGUUAUUUGGCUCGCUUCUGUUUGAAGCAAUGCACUUGGUAUUGCCAUUACAAGUUUGCCUCUCCUUUCUCAGAAACAUAAGACUUGUAUAUCCCAAGAACCACCACAUGAAAUUUUCCACCAGGUGGAUGACAUGUGAGCAUAUCUAGUUGCAAAACUGUAACAUGGGUAGUAGCCUAAUUUGAACCAUUCCUUUUAUAAUAGCUUACAUUUAUUAAGAACUUGCUUAUGGAGUUCAAACAUGGGUGGUGACCUCUUAAGCACCCAUAUUUUAAAAUGUAAAAACAUACAGCUCUCAAAUUGCCCAUGUUUUGUGUAACUUUUAGUGCUUAGUAAGAAAUGAUUCCACAAUCUGUAUUCUGCAAUGAAUGUGUAAUUAAAGAUGAUUGAAAAUUCAAAA